UGGUAAGUAUAAGUGUUUUUCCCUUUCGACAUUAUUUUCAAAAUUGCUGAGUGUAUGCAGUUAUACCUCCUAUGCGUCUAUGCAGUUUUGCCCCUAGAGGACAGUUUUUAGUAAAAGUUUUUAGUGACCUUGAGAAGACAGUUUUUAGUAAAAAAUUGGUUGCUUGUUUAUUAGACUAUGUUGAUAUCACAAAUGGUUUUCACUUCGAAGACAUGAUACAUUUUUAGCCCUGCCGGAUGCACAAACGACUAACAAAGAAGCCUUCGACCUGAAUUAUAAUGUACAAAAAAAAAAAAAAAAAACCAGAAGGUUAAGAGGCACGCCUCUUCCCCCCUGCACUUUUUUUAGAAAUUGUAGAUUGUGCCCCUCCACUUCGAAUAUAGUAAUAAUAAUAAUUUUAGAGAAACUGUCAAGAAUCAAUUAUUUUUUACGCUCACUACGUGACGAAGAGUCUACCUUAUCAGACAAAGUACCUUCAUGAACAAUUGCUCGUCGUUUGUUUGUGGAUUUUGUUAUGCUUUUGUGGAUAUCGUGCCGAUUUCUCGUAAAGCUGAUUUGUCAUGGUCUGCAUCUGGAGAAGUAAAAGAUGUUAAAAAACAACUUAAAAUGAUAAUCAAAGAUUCAGAUUAUUAUGUGGACAUUGAGAACAUGGUUUUUGCACAAAUGAACAAAAAAAAUAAAAAAAGUAGAAGUUAUGGCAUCUUGCCCUACUUAAAAAAGUCUGAGGAGUUAUGGUUGAAACGCAUAAUGGAAAGUGUUAACAAGAUGUGCACAGAGCUUAAAAUUUAUUUAUCACAAAAAAGAACUGUAAGUCAACAAGUUGGUUUGGACGAGAACAUCUUGAGUUUUGUUAAAAAAGAUUGCAAUAAAAGUAAUAUCAAGUUAAGGCCUGUUUACUCUGCAACAGAUUUCUUUGAAAUGCUGAUAUCAAUAAAGAAUAACAACUUACGAGACAGUGUAAGAACAUCAUUGUAUUUGAUGAAGACAUGUUUACACGUUAAAGAUUUUCUAGAGUUGAAGUCUUUCUAUUCAGCUAUGUAUUGUUUACAUCAAAUGAACUUUAAAGAUCAAACACAAAAAGAGAUUUUCUAUAUAAACAAAUGGAUGAAAAGUGAAAAUGAUUGGAUAAAACUUGGCAAUGCAGUUAUAAAUAAAAAAACCUGUAGUUCAGCUCGACAAUAUUUAAAACAAGGAUGUCCUGCUAGCUUACGUAAACAAAUCUGGUUGAUAUUAUUGAAUAUAAAAAUUCAUGAUGAGGAUAUGUUGUAUUACUUUCAAUUGAAAAAGUCGGCACUUGAAUACGAUUUGUUUGUAGACCAUUUGCUCAGGCAGGAUGUUCAAUUGACAGCAAGCAACAGCAACUUGUUUUUCGUUUUUGAAGAUUUGCUUUAUCAAACUUUGCUGGUCUUUAGUCGAGAUGACUGUUUUUUGAAUUAUCUUGAAGAGUUAUCAAUAACACCAUUCAAAUAUUUGAUAAAAGAUAAAAUAAUAGAAGAUAGAUUUAAUACAUAUCCACCUUGUGGUAUUCUUCCAUUUCAUGGAUUUUCCAUGUUAGCUGCUCCCCUUUGUUAUAUAUAUGAAAAGCCUGAAGAACUUUACUUUGCUUUCCGUGAGCUAUAUGGCAGAUAUUUUAUCAAACUGCAUUCAAUAUCUUCAAACUCUCAGAAAGCCAUGUUGUUCUUCGGUUAUUGUCAACACGAUGCUUCAUUAUCUUUGACAAUAUUUUCCUUUAACUUGCAAACAAUUGAGAGCAUUUUGUCUAUCAGCUCUCUAUUUGAAUCCUUGUUGAUAUCUAAAGAAGCUGCUCUUUUUAAACAUUUGAUGGAUAUUGGCAGUCCACCUUUAAAACUAGCAUUUAAUUGGUUGAUGUUUGUGUACUCUGGUUACCUAUCGGCAGAGGAAACUCUACAACUUUGGGAUAUAAUUCUUGGCUUCGAUUCUCUGGAUAUUCUUGCAGUGGUGGCAGUAGCAAUUUUUGAGUUUCGAAGAGAAAGCCUGAUGAGUGCCACAAACUUAAAAACAGCUGAGGCAAUUCUAGAGGAUAUUAGCACGAUUAAAGUUGUUCCCUUGCUUGUUCAGUUUUUUGGGUAUAUUUAAAAAAGACGCAAUUUUCUCUAAAUAUUUUUUAAAGCGUUUAUGCAAUCUUAGUGAUUUGUGAACGGACGUAAAUGCACUGAUCUUAAAAAGGUCUAUGAUGAUGUAACAGUUCCAUCUCUGUUUUUAGCAUGUGCCGUAUCGGCAUUUUUUAUUGUAGUUGUAUGUAUGUUUUUAAAAUUUAUAGUUAUGUGAAAAUUAAUAUACAAUUUAAAAAUACAUUUUCCGAAUCAAUUUGUAGUAAU
This is a messenger RNA of Hydra vulgaris (swiftwater hydra), 2339 nucleotides long. The record is from RefSeq and is a predicted model, not a curated record. Lineage: Eukaryota; Metazoa; Cnidaria; Hydrozoa; Anthoathecata; Hydridae.